UCUACGUCAUGACGCCUCUUCCAGGAGAUCUGGUCGGAGAUACCAUCCUUUUCUACAACGAGUCCUCGUCUGACGGGUGCAUCCUCAGCAACAGCAACAACACAGGUCACGUCUUCAAUGAUACUAAGAAUACCACGUACGACCAUGGACUGAUGCCGCAGAAGCUGACUUGCUGCAAUAAAAUAAUAGCCGGACAUUGCGUCGAAGUUGUGACGAGAAGUAAUCCUCCAAACUCCAACGAAUACUUCGCGUACUGCGAGGCCAAAACCCGGUGCGAGGCCCUCGGCUUGCAGCUGGCAUCCUACGAGUUGCAGGCCAACCCCGACAUUCAGCAGUACGCCCUAAAUGAAACAGGCCAACUUG
Messenger RNA from Hyalella azteca, 363 nucleotides. RefSeq lists its product as uncharacterized. Lineage: Eukaryota; Metazoa; Arthropoda; Malacostraca; Amphipoda; Hyalellidae. The record is from RefSeq and is a predicted model, not a curated record. The transcript has 3 exons. The annotation marks the transcript as partial.